Lolium rigidum is the source of this 1595-nucleotide messenger RNA. RefSeq names its product 63 kDa globulin-like protein. The coding region runs from base 1 to 1578 and encodes 525 amino acids. Lineage: Eukaryota; Viridiplantae; Streptophyta; Magnoliopsida; Poales; Poaceae. The transcript is spliced from 5 exons. The record is from RefSeq and is a predicted model, not a curated record.
AUGGCGAUCAGAGCAACCAUCCCUCUCCUCUUCCUCCUCGCAGCCGGUCUCCUCUUCGUGGCGGCCGUUGGGGCCUCCAGGAAGGAGGAGGGCAGGCGCGGCGAGCAAUGGGAGCAGCAUCAUGGGAGGGAGGAGCAGGGCCGCGGCCGUCGCGGCGACCGCGAACAUGAGGGGCAUCAGGAGCAGGACAGCCGCCGGCCGUACGUGUUCGGCCCGCGCAGCUUCCGGAGCAUCCUCCAGAGCGACCAGGGCUUCAUCAAGGCCCUUCGCCCGUUCAACGAGGAGUCCAGGCUCCUCCGGGGCAUCAAGAACUACCGCCUCGCCUUCUUGGAGGCCGACCCUCGCUCCUUCGUCGGGCCGGGGUACACCGACGCCGACGGCAUCGGCUACGUCGCUCAAGGCGAGGGAGUGCUGACGUUGAUCGAGAACGGCGAGAGGAGGUCCUAUACCGUCCGUCAGGGUGAUGCCUUCGUGGCGCCGGCCGGAUCGAUCAUGCACCUGGCCAACACCGACGGCCGGAGAAAGCUGAUCGUCGCCAAGAUUCUCCACACCAUCUCCGUGCCUGGCAAGUUCCAGAACUUCGACCUGUCGGUCGUCUCAAGCUUGAGCAAACGCGUCCAGAGAGCUGCUUUCAAGACUUCAGAGGAGCGGCUGGAGAAGCUGUUCGGGAGGCAGGGGGAGAAGGGGUUCAUCAUCCGCGCGUCCGAGGAGCAGGUCCGGGAGCUGCGUCGCCAGGCGUCUGAGGGCGGCCAGAGCCACCACUGGCCUCUCCCCCCGUUCGGCGGCGAGUCGCGCGGCACCUACAACCUCCUGCAGCAGAGGCCCACCGUCGCCAACCGCCAUGGCCGCAUCUACGAGGCCGACGCCCGCAGCUUCCAAGCCCUCGGCGACCAUGACAUCCGUGUCGCCUUCGCCAACAUCACCGCGGGCUCCAUGACCGCGCCGUACUACAACACGCAGUCCGUCAAGAUCGCCUUGGUGCUGGAAGGCGAGGGCGAGGUGGAGAUCGUGUGCCCGCACCUGUCGCAGGACAGCGAGCGCCACCAACAAGGCCAGAGCCAGCGCCACCAACAAGGUCAGACGGGCCGCGAGGAAGAAGAAGACGACGAGCGCGAGCAACAACACCAGCACCAAGGACGCGGCAGCGGGUCAGAGUCGGAGUCGGAGUCGGAGGAGCAGCAACAGCAGCAGCAUGAGCAGUACGAAACGAUCCGCGCGCGCGUGUCGCCCGGCUCGGCGUUCGUGGUGCCACCGGGCCACCCCGUCGUGGAGAUCUCGUCGUCCCGCGGCAGCAGCAACCUUCAGGUCGUGUGCUUCGAGAUCAACGCCGAGAACAACGAGAGGGUGUGGCUCGCCGGGAAGAACAACGUGCUGGGGAAGCUGGACAGUCCCGCCAAGGAGCUGGCGUUCGGCGCGCCGGCGAGGGAGGUUGAGGAGGUGCUCCGGGCCCAGCAGGACAAGGGAUUCCUCGCCGGACCAGACGAGCAGCAGGGGCAGGGGGAGGAAGAAUGGCGCCACCGCGGUCGCGGCGAGGAGGCCGUGGAGAGUUUCCUGAGGAUGGCAACCGGUGCUUUCUGAAGCUGCAAGACAGGUGA